Messenger RNA from Gorilla gorilla gorilla (western lowland gorilla), 3167 nucleotides. RefSeq names its product potassium voltage-gated channel interacting protein 3 (gene KCNIP3). The transcript has 8 exons. The coding region runs from base 460 to 1152 and encodes 230 amino acids. The record is from RefSeq and is a predicted model, not a curated record. Gene Ontology annotation, cellular component: nucleus; voltage-gated potassium channel complex. NCBI's taxonomy places the organism in Eukaryota, Metazoa, Chordata, Mammalia, Primates, Hominidae. Gene Ontology annotation, molecular function: DNA-binding transcription repressor activity, RNA polymerase II-specific; RNA polymerase II cis-regulatory region sequence-specific DNA binding; calcium ion binding. Gene Ontology annotation, biological process: regulation of potassium ion transmembrane transport; negative regulation of transcription by RNA polymerase II.
UGAGCGCGCGGGGAGCGGCGAUGGAGGCUGGGGCGGCCGGGAGCGCCCGGGACCCCCGCCGCCGCCGCGCCCCCGCGCCCCGGCGCCCGCGGGGCUGGAGAGGGGGCGACAGAGGCGCAGCGCCCGCGCCGGGCAUGGAGGCGCCGCUGGCCCGCGCUGGCCGUCCGCGCUGCGUUUCGCGCCGCCGCCGCCGCCGCGCCUCGAAGUUUGCCGGCUGACUCGGAAAGUUGCGCUCGGGCUCGGCCGCCGCUUCCAGCCUCCGGCCUGACCCGCUCGCCGCCGCCGCCGCCCUCCACGGGGCCCCGGCCCAGCCAACCCCGCAGCCCCGCCUGCCGGGGGUAUGUGAGCCGUCGCCGCCCCCGAGAGGCCGUGCGGGCUGCAGGGGCCCCGGCGCCUCCGAGGCAGCGCGUGGGCGAGGGGUGCGCCCGGGCCCCAGGGCCCCAGGCAGCCCGGCUCGCCAUGGGCAUCCAGGGCAUGGAGCUGUGCGCCAUGGCCGUGGUGGUGCUGCUGUUCAUCGCCGUCCUCAAGCAGUUCGGCAUCCUGGAGCCCAUAUCCAUGGAAGAUAGCAGCGACAGUGAGCUGGAGCUGUCCACGGUGCGCCACCAGCCGGAGGGGCUGGACCAGCUGCAGGCCCAGACCAAGUUCACCAAGAAGGAGCUGCAGUCUCUCUACAGGGGCUUUAAGAAUGAGUGUCCCACGGGCCUGGUGGACGAAGACACCUUCAAACUCAUUUACGCGCAGUUCUUCCCUCAGGGAGAUGCCACCACCUAUGCACACUUCCUCUUCAACGCCUUUGAUGCCGACGGGAACGGGGCCAUCCACUUUGAGGACUUUGUGGUUGGCCUCUCCAUCCUGCUGCGGGGCACAGUCCACGAGAAGCUCAAGUGGGCCUUUAAUCUCUACGACAUUAACAAGGAUGGCUACAUCACCAAAGAGGAGAUGCUGGCCAUCAUGAAGUCCAUCUAUGACAUGAUGGGCCGCCACACCUACCCCAUCCUGCGGGAGGACGCGCCGGCGGAGCACGUGGAGAGGUUCUUCGAGAAAAUGGACCGGAACCAGGAUGGGGUAGUGACCAUUGAAGAGUUCCUGGAGACCUGUCAGAAGGAUGAGAACAUCAUGAGCUCCAUGCAGCUGUUUGAGAAUGUCAUCUAGGACACAUCCACAGGAGUGCAUGGCCACAGCCACCUCCACCCCCAAGAAACCUCCAUCCUGCCAGGAGCAGCCUCCAAGAAACUUUUAAAAAAUAGAUUUGCAAAAAGUGAACAGAUUGCUACACACACACACACACACACACACACACACACACAGCCAUUCAUCUGGGCUGGCAGAGGGGACAGAGGUCAGGGAGGGGCUGAGUCUGGCUGGGGGCCAAGUCCAGGAGCCCCAGCCAGCCCUUCCCAGGCCAGCGAGGCGAGGCUGCCUCUGGGUGAGUGGCUGACAGAGCAGGUCUGCAGGCCACCAGCCGCUGGAUGUCACCAAGAAGGGGCUCGAGUGCCCCUGCAGGGGAGGGUCCAAUCUCUGGUGUGAGCCCACCUCGUCCCGUUCUCCAUUCUGCUUUCUUGCCACACAGUGGGCCGGCCCCAGGCUCCCCUGGUCUCCUCCCCAUAGCCACUCUCUGCCCACUACCUACGCUUCUAGAAAGCCCCUCACCUCAGGACCCCAGAGGGACCAGCUGGGGGGCAGGGGGGAGAGGGGGUAAUGGAGGCCAAGCCUGCAGCUUUCUGGAAAUGCUUCCCUGGGGGUCCCAGGAUCCCCUGCUACUCCACUGACCUGGAAGAGCUGGGUACCAGGCCACCCACUGUGGGGCAAGCCUGAGUGGUGAGGGGCCACUGGGCCCCAUUCUCCCUCCAUGGCAGGAAGGCGGGGGAUUUCAAGCUUAGGGAUUGGGUCGUGGUGGAGAAUCUGAGGGCACUCUCUGCCAGCUCCACAGGGUGGGAUGAGCCUCUCCUUGCCCCAGUCCUGGUUCACUGGGAAUGCAGUGGGUGGGGCUGUACACACCCUCCAGCACAGACUGUUCCCUCCAAGGUCCUCUUAGGUCCCAGGAGGAACGUGGUUCAGAGACUGGCAGCCAGGGAGCCCAGGGCAGAGCUCAGAGGAGUCUGGGAAGGGGCGUGUCCCUCCUCUUCCUGCAGUGCCCCUCCCAUGGCCCAGCAGCUUGGCUGAGCCCCCUCUCCUGAAGCAGUGUCGCCGUCCCUCUGCCUUGCACAAAAAGCACAAGCAUUCCUUAGCAGCUCAGGCGCAGCCCUAGUGGGAGCCCAGCACACUGCUUCUCAGAGGCCAGGCCCUCCUGCUGGCUGAGGCAGCCCCAAUAUAGUGGCCCUGGGGAAGAGACCUUGGGGGUCUGCUCUGUGCCUGAGAUCAGUGGGGCCCCAAAGCCCAGCCCGGCUGACCAACAUUCAAAAGCACAAACCCUGGGGACUCUGCUUGGCUGUCCCCUCCAUCUGGGGAUGGAGAAUGCCAGCCCAAAGCUGGAGCCAAUGGUGAGGGCUGAGAGGGCUGUGGCUGGGUGGUCAGCAGAAACCCCCAGGAGGAGAGAGAUGCUGCUCCCACCUGAUUGGGGCCUCACCCAGAAGGAACCCGGUCCCAGGCCGCAUGGCCCCUCCAGGAACAUUCCCACAUAAUACAUUCCAUCACAGCCACCCCAGCUCCACUCAGGGCUGGCCCGGGGAGUCCCCGAGUGCCCCAGGAGGCUAGCCCCAGGGUGAGCAGGGCCCUCAGAGGAAAGGCGGUAUGGCGGAGGCCGUGGGGGCCCCUUGGCAUUCACACACAGCCUGGCCUCCCCUGCGGAGCUGCAUGGACGCCCAACUCCAGGCUCCAGGCUGGCUGGGGGCCUCUGCCUCCAGGAGGGCAUCAGCUUUCCCUGGCUCAGGGAUCUCCUCCCUCCCCUCACCCCCUGCCCAGCCCUCCCAGCUGGUGUCACUCUGCCUCUAAGGCCAAGGCCUCAGGAGAGCAUCACCACCACACCCCUGCUGGCCUUGGCCUUGGGGCCAGACUGGCUGCACAGCCCAACCAGGAGGGGUCUGCCUCCCACGCUGGGACACAGACCGGCCGCAUGUCUGCAUGGCAGAAGCGUCUCCCUUGGCCACGGCCUGGGAGGGUGGUUCCUGUUCUCAGCAUCCACUAAUAUUCAAUCCUGUAUAUUUUAAUAAAAUAAACUUGACAAAGGA